Messenger RNA from Lasiosphaeria miniovina, 1230 nucleotides. Its product is annotated as quinone oxidoreductase. The transcript has 3 exons. The coding region runs from base 470 to 1093 and encodes 207 amino acids. Gene Ontology annotation, cellular component: membrane. NCBI's taxonomy places the organism in Eukaryota, Fungi, Ascomycota, Sordariomycetes, Sordariales, Lasiosphaeriaceae. The record is from RefSeq and is a predicted model, not a curated record. Gene Ontology annotation, molecular function: FMN binding; NAD(P)H dehydrogenase (quinone) activity.
GGAUGCUGGUUCUGGGUAAGUCCCCAGCGGCUCUGCUGGCUGAUACUAUUCCAAGUGUGAAGGAAGUCGAAGUGAAGGAGCUGGGCAAGUUGACCGUAGCUGUGCUUCUGUGCCUCUGUGCCUGUGCCUGUGCCUGUGCCUGUGCCUGUACUUCUGGCCCCGUUUGCGCUGGGUUGGGGUCUCCCUUGCGUGUGUGAACGUGAUUAUUUGAUCAUGACGAAUCCGAUCCGUCUCGAGCCAGCUAGGCCCGGAUACCCAGCUAUCGGACCUUUGGUCUCCCGGGGUCGAUCAAUGUCGCACUGCGUCGCAAUGGGACUUCCUCCACCCCGGGUUAAUUAUAUCCCUGGGGUAUAUAUACCCAGCUGUCCCCCGAUGGAACGUUUUCUUCUCCAUCCGACAAUCGCACAGUCGAAACCCACAGACUUUGUUCACAAACCUAGACACCCAAGACUCCAGACUCAUCCUCAACAUGGCGCCCAAGAUUGCAAUCGUCUACUACUCCAUGUAUGGCCACAUCAGACAGCUCGCCGAGGCCGAGAAGAAAGGAAUCGAGAAGGCCGGUGGUACUGCCGAUCUCUACCAGGUCGCCGAGACUCUCCCGCAAGAGGUCCUGGACAAGAUGUACGCCCCGCCCAAGCCCACAGACAUCCCCGUCAUCGACGACCCGUCGACGCUGGAGGCGUAUGAUGCCUUCCUGAUUGGCAUCCCGACACGGUACGGCAACUUCCCCACGCAGUGGAAGGCCUUCUGGGACAAGUCGGGCAAGCAGUGGUCGUCGGGCGGCUUCUACGGCAAGCUCGCCGGGUUCUUCCUGUCGACCGCCAGCAUGGGAGGCGGCCAGGAGUCGACGGCGCUCGCGGCCAUCAGCACCCUUGCCCACCACGGAAUCCUCUACGUGCCUUUCGGCUACGCCAAGGCGUUCGCCCAGCUCGUCGACGUGACCGAGGUGCGCGGCGGUGGCCCGUGGGGCGCCGGCACGAUUGCCGGGUCCGACGGCAGCCGGCAGCCCAGCGAGAGGGAGCUCGAGCUCGCGACCAUCCAGGGCGAGUGGUUCUAUAAGACGGCGGCCAAGUACGCCUCGGGCACCGCGUGACUACAUGAUGGUGGCGACGCGACGGCAGGAAAGGGUACGAAUGGAGCGAAAGCCACUGAGAAGGAGGAGGCUGCGGUCCCCAAGGCGGACGAGGGCAAGAAAGCUAAGGAAGGCCCGUGUGGGUUGCCGCUGCCGGG